Messenger RNA from Colletotrichum lupini, 243 nucleotides. RefSeq lists its product as uncharacterized. The record is from RefSeq and is a predicted model, not a curated record. Lineage: Eukaryota; Fungi; Ascomycota; Sordariomycetes; Glomerellales; Glomerellaceae. The transcript has a single exon. Bases 1 to 243 code for a protein of 80 amino acids.
AUGGAGAACGCAUUUUCCGUGCCCCAAACCCCGCAAACCCGGAGUCAAGAAAGCGUACCCGGUUUAUUUUCUGUCACCUCUAGAUUCUCGGAGCGUAGACAGAAAGAUGCAAUGGCGACCUCACCUCACGGUUGCAGAAGCACACGGACUUUGAUCUCGACUAGGGCGUCAAUCUCACCGUUCUUGGCGUUCUCGACGAGAUCUCUUGUCCUGUCUUGGCUUUUCCCAAAUUCCCCGAGAUAA